AUCCCGGUUGUCCAACACGCCGUACCACAAACACUGUAGCAAGUCGUCAACAUGUCGAAGAGAGGCACGUACAACGUCGAGCGAGAAGAACAAAAAUCCGAAGCCGAACCAACGCGUUGGACUCGAUUCAAACUUUGGUGGGCGGAAUUUAAACAAAAAGUGAAAAUCACUAUUCACAAUCCGAGCACAGGAGAGUAUCUCACCAGAACACCGCGAUCUUGGGGUGAAAUCGGCCUCUUCUAUCUGGUCUUCUACUCUGCCUUGGCGGCAUUCUUUGCUAUCUGUAUGAGCGUGUUCCUGCUUGGCACCGUGCCGGCUCAAGAAGAUGGCCCCAAGUUUACACACAUUAUAUGCACAGACAUUGGAUGGAAAGCCUCUGUUUCCAAAGCAAUAGAUUUUCCAAUUGAUAACGGUACUGUUGUACGUACAGCUAGGGACGCACAUACGGAGGAAAUCAAAGAGUUUUUGAAAAGUGCUGGCUAUGACGAAGACGAGUGGCGGAGCCUCUUUAGCUCGAGCUCAUCGUCUGUGGACACAUCACUUGAUGAUUUGGAGUUGUGUAAUCGUCCAGCCUUUGGUCAGUCACAUAGGCCGUGUGUCUAUUUCCGAUUCAAUAGAAUAGCAGACUAUGUCCCAGCUGAUGACGUUCGUGUUCAAUGCAAAGUUGACAAUCCUGGAAACAACUUGAUGCAAGAGUUCCGGGAUCAAGUGAUCUUGGAUACUGACCCAUCAAAGGCUCGCAACGACCAACCACUAAUCAUAUAUCCUCAUCUCUUACCCAAGGACAUGGUAGCGUAUGACCCAGCCAACAAAGACUUUCAGUCUCCACUCUUCAUAGCUCUGUUUAACCUCACCACAACCUAUCAGUUUGUCAAACAUACUCCAGGGAGUGUCCGCAAUGUCAUGCUCAAGUGUGAACCCGUGCUAAACAGCACCGGUGAUGGAUUCGGUGCAAUAUCGAGUGACUUUGAAAUAAAAUAUCGUAAUAUUGACUAGCAUCAUCGCUAGUGAAUUCGUAUUGGCAUCUUUGCUUGUUAAUCUAAUGUAAUAACGAAGUGGCGUAGGUAAUAAUAUUGGCUGCUCUUGUUAGUCUCCACAA
Molecule: messenger RNA, 1099 nt
Organism: Corticium candelabrum
Lineage: Eukaryota; Metazoa; Porifera; Homoscleromorpha; Homosclerophorida; Plakinidae
Product: sodium/potassium-transporting ATPase subunit beta-3-like
Exons: 5
Coding region: 52-996 (314 amino acids)
Biological process (GO): intracellular potassium ion homeostasis; intracellular sodium ion homeostasis; potassium ion import across plasma membrane
Cellular component (GO): sodium:potassium-exchanging ATPase complex
Molecular function (GO): ATPase activator activity
Source: RefSeq, a predicted model, not a curated record